AUGAGGUCCCCAUUCCUCAUCCUCACGCUCGUAGCGAGUCUCGCGACUUUUGCGUUCGCAUGGUCUAAAGAGGGUAUGUUAUCACCGGUGCUCUCCGUGGAUAGUGAACAGUUGUUGACACAUAUACCAGAUCACGAAAUCUUCCGCCUCCACGAUGAGAUCCAACUUCACGAGGGGAAGGAUACCACCUUCUAUGGUAAUCUUCCUCUCUUCUCCCCCCUUCCCCUACUCGAAUACCGAGCUAACCGAUCCCUCGUCGACCAGACUUCAUCGGCCUAAAGAAUGGCCCCUCAGCCUCCCAAUCCGACAUUACAAAAGCCUACAAGAAGAAAUCCAUCCGCAUGCACCCGGACAAACACAAGCCCAAGCCUCCGCCGGGCGUGACCUACACCCAGGCGCAACUCUCCGAGCUGCACAAGCAAGCCUCCGAACGCUUUGCUCGUUUCCGUCUCGUGGUCGCCGUUCUCACCGGCCCGGGACGCGAACGCUACGACCACUUCCUCAAGAACGGGUUUCCGAGAUGGCGCGGGACUGGGUAUUACUAUUCACGGUUCAGACCCGGCUUGGGGAGUGUGCUCACGGGGUUGUUCUUGUUCUCCGGGAUCAUGCAUUACGGCAUCCUCUGGUUGAAUUCGAGGCGCCAGAGAGAGUUUAUGCGCGAGUACAUCAAGAACGCUAGGACCACCGCAUGGGGCAAAGGCGGGAUUCCCGGGUUGAAUGAUGCCCUUGAAGCUGCCAUCCCCGAUGGUAGUAGUGGAGCAGCUACCGGCGCAGAGCAAAAGUUGAACAGAGCGGAGAGGCGCGCGGGCAAGGGAAAGGCUGUUAAGGAAUCCUCUAGAUCCGGCUCUGCAACCCCAUCAGCUCAACACACAACCAAGCGCCGGGUCCAAGCCGACAAUGGAAAGGUUCUUAUGGUGGAUAGUGCUGGAUCCGUCUAUCUCAUUGAGCAGGACGAGAAUGGGAAGGACGUCCACCUGAUGCUCGACCUCGACGAGAUUGAAGGCCCAAAGAUCAAGAACACUCUACUAGUUACAUUGCCCUUAUGGAUAUUCGACAGGACUGUCGGAAGACUCAUUCCCGGACGCAAUGCUGCUACUGACGGGGAUGAAGCGCACGACGGCGAGGAGGACGCAGACGAGGACGAGGAAGUCGUCACCAGCUCCGCCGGAGAAGAGGUCGUCAUCAAGAAAAUGGCCAAGAAGAAGAAGGGUGUUGCGAAAAAGGUGGAGAGGAGCGACGGUUUGCCCAGGAGGAAAACUGGGGCGAAGAGGCCGGCAAAGAAGUAGCUGUUCUUUUUAUCUUGAUGAGAGGGUUUCAUUUAUUUGCUUUCUUUUUUCCCGUCUAAAAUAAAAAUGGGUGCUUUGUAUCAGUUAGAAUGGCUUGUGCCUUUGCUUUGUGUCGUGAUAGGGGUGAGGAUUGUGUACUGGGUGAGUGGGGAUUUCUCGGAUGAUAUCAUACAGUACCUAUAGGGAGUAUGGAUAUAUUUAUCAUGAAUUCGCGAAUUGGCGGU
Molecule: messenger RNA, 1510 nt
Organism: Tuber aestivum (summer truffle)
Lineage: Eukaryota; Fungi; Ascomycota; Pezizomycetes; Pezizales; Tuberaceae
Source: the annotation of a GenBank genome assembly